Gossypium raimondii (Peruvian cotton) is the source of this 880-nucleotide messenger RNA. RefSeq lists its product as uncharacterized. The record is from RefSeq and is a predicted model, not a curated record. Bases 218 to 880 code for a protein of 220 amino acids. Lineage: Eukaryota; Viridiplantae; Streptophyta; Magnoliopsida; Malvales; Malvaceae. The transcript has 2 exons.
UAUCUGAGAAAGAAGGAAAAGAAAAAAAACACAGAGGAAAGCAAGGGUUGAAUCGAAAGGAAAAGAAAAAAAAUACAAUGAAAAAAAUCACAGGACAACUCAGAAAUCAAAAGAAACAAAGCAAUGGUUGAAUUGAUCUACACUCUGUUAUCAAAGCUGCGAAAUUUUUGUUUUAAAGUUAAAGUGUUUGGGAGGGUGGACCGAAAACUCUUUGACAAUGUUGUUAGAGUUUUUGAGAGAUAUGUUCCCGUUUGCAAAAAUCUCUCAUUCAUGCAAAGAUAUGAAGAAACUGAUAAAAGAUUUAGGCAUUGGGUACAACAAAAUUCAUAAUUGUCCAAAUGACUGCAUGUUGUAUUGGGGCGAUCAGAAAAACCAACAGUGCUGUUAUGUAUGCGGUCAAUCCCGUUGGAUGAAUAGAAAUACAGAAGAUGGUAAUGAGGAUGAAAAUGAUGCACAGUCAAAGAAGAAGCCAAUUAAGAUUUUGCGGUAUUUUUUGCUAAUACCAAGGCUUCAAAGGCUUUUCAUGUCAUCGAAGACAACUGAGUCUAUGACGUGGCACCAUGAUGGACUAACCAAUGAUGGAUUGUUAAGCCAUCCUACGGAUUCUUUAGCUUGGAAAUCAUUUGACAGUAAAUUUCCAAGCUUUGCAAGCGAUCCUCAGAGUGUGAGGCUUGGGUUAGCAUUUGAUGGAUUUAAUCCUUACAAAAUCAUGAGCACUGCGUACAGUACUUGGCCUGUAGUGCUUGUUUCUUACAAUUUGCCUCCAUGGAUUUGCAUGAAGCAAUCUUUCUUUAUCUUAUCUAUGAUUAUCCCCAAAGAGAAAGGUCCCGGAAAUGAUAUUGAUAUUUAUUUGCAGUCACUUCUUGAAGAGUUAAAAUAA